UUCAAGUUCGACAAUGUUCUGGCGUCCGCAUCGCAAGAGGAGGUUUACGAGGCGGCCGCCUCGGAGGUGGUACGCAGCGCACUGGAGGGCUACAAUGGCACCAUCAUGUGCUACGGUCAAACAGGUGCGGGCAAGACCUUCACCAUGAGCGGCGGCAAGCAGAGCUACAAGCAGCGUGGCAUCAUCCCGCGUGCGCUGGGGCAUGUGUUCUCCGAGGUCAAGUCCAUGCCAGACAGGGAGGCCAAGAUCAGCAUCCAGUACCUGGAGAUCUACAACGAGGCGCUGUACGAUUUGUUGGACAUUACGACACAACCUCAUGAGAUCAGCAUCUACGAGAGCAGCCGGGGGGUGGUGACGGUGUCCGGGUUGCGAACGGCUGUGGUCACUUCGGAAGCGGAGGCACUCGCGCUGCUGUUUGAGGGCGAAACCAACAGGGUGAUUGGGGAGCACCAGCUCAACCGGGAGUCCUCGCGUUCACACUCCAUCUUCACCAUCAUGAUUGAGCUGAGGCCGCUGGGGGAGGCUGGCGGUGAUGUGCUGCUCUCCCGGGUGGCGUUGGUGGACCUGGCUGGCAGUGAGCGUGUGUCCAAGACAAAGAGCGAGGGGCUGGUGCUGCGGGAGGCGGGGCACAUCAACAAGAGCCUCAGCAUCCUGGAGCAGGUCAUUCUGGGCCUUGGGGACAAGAACCGGGACCACGUGCCAUUCAGGUCUUGCAAGCUGACUCACGUGCUUAAGAACAGCCUCGGCGGUAACUGCCGUACGGUACUGGUGGCCAACGUGUGGUCCGACGUGGCGCAGACGGACGAGACAGUGAGCACAUGUCGCUUUGCGCAGCGCAUGAUGCGGGUCACCUGCGAGAUUAGCGCCAAUGUGGUGCAGGACAGCAGCGCACGGGUGCGGCAGCUGGAAAGGCAGGUGGCCGAGCUGCAGCAGGAGCUGGCCAUGCACGACGCAAUGGCCAUGCGCUCCGGAAUGCAGUACACGCCGUACAAUGCGGCACAGCGCGGCGAGUUGCGUUCUCGCGUGCUGGACUUCCUGAUGGCGGAUGGCGGUGACGCUGGCGGCGCUGGGCCAGGCGGCGUGGAGAGCAUCGACCCGCUGGAGCUGCACAGCUUGCGGCACAUGCGGGAGAUCCUUCUGGCGUGCAGGGUAGGGGCCGCAGGGGGGGGCCUGGGUUGGAAAGACCGGGUGAGCAGUGUGAUCCGCCGGCCAUCCUCCGCGGGCAGUAGCACCGGAGUCGCAGCCGCAGCGGCCAGGCAACCCAGUGGUAAUGGCUACGGCGGCGGCCACGGCGGGGCCGGGGGCAUCCUGAAUGGUCCAGGACUAGUCAGAGCGGAACGACCGGGGAAUGCGGGCGUGGCCCCGGAUGAUUUCCGGCCCAUGGCACCGGACAGGUGGGUCUUAUGGCUGACCGCUCUGGAGGACUACAAGGCGGGUCCCGGUGCUCUUAAGGCCCGGUUGCUGGCUGACAACCGCGCCAAGCUCAAGACUAGUCGCACGCGGGCGAAGGAACUGGGGCUAGCGGUCAAUGCGGCGAAGAGGGAGUUGGACUCACUCAAGACGCGGGAAGAGGAGCUGAAGCGGCAGCGGGUGCAGCAGCGGGGCGAAGGGUCGCAGGUAUUAGAUGCGGAGGAGUACGACAUCUUGAUGCGGAUUAAGGAGCUCAAAGUGUCGUAUAAGGAGAACUUCAACGAGCUUCAAAUCAUCAAGAGCGAGGUCGACUACACCCAGGGCCUGGUGGAGCAGUGCAAUAAGGAGCUGCUCCUGGAGUUCGCCGAGUGGUACGAGAGCACGUACGGCAGACCGCCGGCGGACGACGGGGGUGACGAUGACGCGUCCAGUUCACCGCGCUGUGGGCCCUCCCCGCUGCAACCCUCUGCCGCCAUGGCGUCGACGGGACCCGUCGCCUCUGCCAGGGCAGCCGGCGCCCGCUACCCUCCACCGCAACCCCUGGAGGCCACAGCUGGCACCACAACUGCGGGGAGAACAGCCAUGGCGCCGCCAUCCCCCAGCGGCUCUUCCGUUUCAGCUGGCAGUAGCCGCGGUGCUGGUGCUGCCGCCGCCGCCGCUGUCAGGAUGAAGCCGCGGGCCGGUGGCGGCAAGGUGCCGCUGAGCAGUUUGGUAGCUCCAUCAGGGGAGGAGCUGUCCAGCCCACAGGCGAUGGCUUAUUACAACGCUCAGCAGAUGCUGUUGCAGAAGACCACGGGCGUGGUGCACCGGCCAGGCAGCGUGAAGAAGACGCGGCCCACGGCGGCGUUUGGAGGAGGGGCGCGCGGCUAGGCGGCCGGGAGCUUGGGGUGGUCGCCUCCGUUACAAGUUGGGUGGAAGGGGUGCAAGGGCAGGUGCGGGGCAUCGGCCCGCGGACUUGGGAUCACAGCGGGUUAUAGCGGACUUUGUAACUUGACCGCCUGGUUGCGGGCCCCAAGGGUUCCGAUCCAAGGUGACACUUGUACGACAGGGGUGAUUCAUUUUGUGUAAUUCAUCUCAUGUGGU
Messenger RNA from Volvox carteri f. nagariensis, 2493 nucleotides. RefSeq names its product Kif9 kinesin. Gene Ontology annotation, biological process: mitotic spindle organization; microtubule-based movement. NCBI's taxonomy places the organism in Eukaryota, Viridiplantae, Chlorophyta, Chlorophyceae, Chlamydomonadales, Volvocaceae. Bases 106 to 2280 code for a protein of 724 amino acids. The transcript has 13 exons. The record is from RefSeq and is a predicted model, not a curated record. Gene Ontology annotation, molecular function: microtubule binding; ATP binding; microtubule motor activity.